Penicillium samsonianum is the source of this 1047-nucleotide messenger RNA. RefSeq names its product FAD-dependent oxidoreductase. The transcript has 3 exons. The record is from RefSeq and is a predicted model, not a curated record. NCBI's taxonomy places the organism in Eukaryota, Fungi, Ascomycota, Eurotiomycetes, Eurotiales, Aspergillaceae. Gene Ontology annotation, molecular function: FAD binding; D-amino-acid oxidase activity. Bases 1 to 1047 code for a protein of 348 amino acids.
AUGCCCAAGGACACAAUUGUAGUGAUCGGAGCGGGUGUAAUUGGCCUUUCCACCGCACUAUUCAUCCAACAACACCUCGCCCCGACGCAAUCCAUCCUUCUCGUAGCCCGCGACUUCCCAUCGGAAACUUCCGUCAACUACGCCUCGCCAUGGGCAGGAGCCCACUAUCGUCCGGUGCCAGGCUCCUCACCACAGGCCCUGAGAGAGGCGAACCAAGCGCAGCGCACGUACGAGUUCCUGAAACGGACUGCGGCUGCUGAGCCCGGCGCGGGCAUCAAGUUCGUCCAGGGCGUUGAGUACCUCGAGGCUCCGCCGCCAGAGUACCUGGAUCAGCAGAGUGUGCGCAAUGUCUAUUCGCAUCUGGAUGGGUUCGAAUCUCUGGGGAAAGAGGAGGUUCCGGCUGGCGUGGUGUGGGGUGUGAAGUACGGGACGUAUGUGAUCAACUCGCCUGUUUACUGUGCGCAUUUGCUGCGCAAGUUCGUUCUCAAGGGAGGUGAGACGAGGCAGUAUACGCUCGCCAAUGUGAAGGAGGCGUUUAGUAUGGCGGGGAAUGUGAAGACCGUGGUGAACUGCUCCGGAAGUGGGUUUGAGGACCCGAGGUCGUUUAUUAUUAGAGGUCAAACAUGUCUCGUCCGUAACCCUGUCUCGAAGACCAUUACUCGACAGAAUACGGAUGGCUCGUGGUCCUUCUGUAUCCCGCGCCCCCUCGAAGGCGGGACCAUCAUUGGAGGCACGAAGGAACCGCAUAACUGGGACCCGAACCCGUCGCUGGAAAUCAGGCAGCGGCUCCUCGCCAACGCAACCAAGUGGUUCCCUUUCACGUCCGAGAGCGGCGGCCAGUUCGAUGUGAUUCGCGAUAUUGUCGGUAGGCGGCCGGCUCGAGAGGGCGGUCUGCGCAUUGAGGCGGAGAAGCUCGCUGAUGAUCGAUAUAUCGUUCAUGGGUAUGGUGCUGGUGGACGCGGGUUUGAGCUGUCUCGUGGUGUUGCGGAAGACAUUGUAGCUCUGAUGCUCGAGGAGAGGCUGCUGCAGGCUAAAGCCUCACUGUAA